AUGAAGGAAAGCCGGCGAGACUGGACUGUCGAAGCCGACCUCGCAAUUCUCGUCAAGGUCAACAACGGGUUUCAAUACGACAAACUUCCCUACAACGAGCGACACCGCUACAGCAGGCUGCUACACUUCCUGCCUCCCGACCUCUGCAACGAGUUCUUUCCGACGAAACAACUUCCAUCCGAUGCGCUGCCGCCUCGAGUCCUCAUGGGCAGGAGCCUUCUGGGCAAGCCCGUGAUGCGUCUGCCAUACGAGGGCAGCGCAUUCAUCGAGGCGGACGACGGCAGCGGCAACCUGCCUGAAUACGCCGACAUAUCUCUCAUCUCCGAAACCAAGGCCGCCAUCUCUAUUCCGUUCGAGUGGCCGCUCUGCAUCGAUCCGACGCACAUCAUCACGAGUGACGGAUCACAGGUCAUCUCUCCCUAUGCAGUCGAUGAUGUGACGCGGGACACGCGUCUAUCCGAGCUGCAAAAGGACAUCUCCGUCUUCGCAUCUCGGCGUCUCCACCGCCGGGUCUGCUCUGUCGUGCUAUUCGAAGAGUGCGGCCAGUCUGACCACGAACCUGCCGUGACGCCGUGGUGCGACCCGAGCGCGACUGCCAAAGAGGUCGAUCUCUUCAACGUCGCGGCGGGGGACCGGCUGCGUGUCUACAUCGUAGUCGAUUCACUCGCCGCCGUCCCUGAAGACGAGCCAUUCUGUCCGAUCCAAGAGCCCUCGUACGUGACGGUGCCGGAACCAUACGACCCCGAGCGCCCGCCCACAACUUUCUCGCCCGUCGUAUGA
Messenger RNA from Emiliania huxleyi CCMP1516, 780 nucleotides. RefSeq lists its product as hypothetical. The transcript has 3 exons. NCBI's taxonomy places the organism in Eukaryota, Haptophyta, Isochrysidales, Noelaerhabdaceae. The record is from RefSeq and is a predicted model, not a curated record. Bases 1 to 780 code for a protein of 259 amino acids.